CUUCAUAUAAUGGUAAUAUAACACGAAUAGAAUCAACAGAUAUUGGUAAAAAUGUUAAUCAAUAUGUUCGCUCAGAAAUGAUGGAAGAAGAUAUUUUAUAUUAUGAUGUGACAAAUAAUGAUGAUUAUGAGGAUACAAUAGCUGCCAGUAGCUCAGAAUCAACCAAUAUUAAUUUAUUGGACAAUUUAAUAAAAGGACUUCAGCUACUUUAUAUUAAGGAAAAGAUUACACUUUCAAACAAAGUAUUUAAUGAGAUCAUGAUAAUUUUUGGUCUAUUAGAUGUUUCUCUUUUUAAACUUCGAAAAAACUUAGAAAACAUCAUUCCAAUUAAACCAAAACUUGUAGACAUGUGUUGGAAUUCGUGCUGUGCGUAUAUUGGAAAGAAUUCUGCUGCAUACUUUUCUGUAAUUGAUAGUUUAAGAAUACAGUACAAAGAUCCAUCUCGAGCUAUGAUUCUUCAAUAUCAGCAUGAAUAUACAUCAAGUGAAGAAUACAUAUCUAAUAAUGAUAAAAUUGGAGAUGUGAUUGAUGGCAAUCGAUAUAAGUCUCUGUCACAAGAAUAUGACAGAACUAAUUAUAACCCAGAGAAUUUACCAAUGCGUAUUCAUAUUAACUAUCUUCAAGACAUUGAAGCAAUAGAAAAUGAAAUUGGAGGAGCAAGAACUAGAAUACAAUAUAUUAUGCAUGCACUUUUUGAAAAUGUAGCUCUACAUAUGUUUCAUCAUUUUAGUGUUUUAUAUUUAAUUCCACUUCUUCAUGACUAUUUACCUGAGAGAUAUAUAAAUGGGUGGGCAAAAUUUGUUAAAGCAACUCAACUUUGCCUUGAACCAGUUAUUUUUAAACAAGAACUUGAAGAAAUCCAAACACAUUUUGUUGGAUUUGUUCAUCACUAUGAAAAUGAAUAUUAUCAAAGAGAUUCUGAUAGAUUACCAGCAACUCUUAUCAGCUUUCAUUACCUUUUAUAUAUAAUGAAAUCAAUUCAAGAAACAGGUCCGCCAUGGUUAACAUGGCAAUUCCUAAUUGAAAGACUAUGUGGGAUGUUAAUACCUUUAAAAAUCUUUAGUGCUUUUCAAAAAGAAACUAAAAUUCUACCUCUGGAACAUGCUUUUAGAUUUUCAGCAACUGAAGAGGAAUUACAUUCACCAUCUCAAAAGUAUAAUAUGAUAAAGACAGAUGUUCGAAAAGUUAAGCAACACUAUGACACUACAUUAGAUUUAAUGAUGAAUGAAGUAGGUGAAAUUAUUGAACAUAUUCAAAAAUAUGGCAAGCUGAGAACUAAAUCUGAAGUACUAAUUAACUCAAAGCUAGUUAACCGUAAAGGUGAUGUUACUCGCAAUAACUAUUCAAUUGCUGCAAAGCUUUUAGUUGACAAAAAUGCACACCUACCAAAAGCACAUUAUGACUUUGAAGAACGCGAGUUUUAUAGUCAAGUUUUAUACUAUUUUGUACAUGAAUUUAACAAUAAGUUAUCAAUGCUUGCUUUUGUACAGUGGAUACGAAGACCAGAAAUAUUAGGCAACAAUAUACAAUAUUUUCAUAACAUUGGUGAAACAAGUGUUAUCAAUGUAACUGCCAUUGAUCAAUAUGUAGGAUUCCUUGAAAAUUUAGGAUUCAUAAGUAAAAGCGUCGAUGAUUAUGAAUUGAUUUUAGGUGCCAAAGGUGGUCUUGAAUUAGAUCUUACUGAUAUCUUUAGGGAUCAGGUAAGAGGUAAAAUCAAUCAUCCUGGUACUCCACCUUUUCAAGAAGAUAUAGAUAAUGAUCAAUUGACCGUCAGAGAAUCAUUGAAAAGGCAUUCUUUAAUAUUAGACUUAAGGGUCGUUUAA
This is a messenger RNA of Funneliformis geosporum, 1823 nucleotides long. Lineage: Eukaryota; Fungi; Glomeromycota; Glomeromycetes; Glomerales; Glomeraceae. The record is from the annotation of a GenBank genome assembly.